Molecule: messenger RNA, 2444 nt
Organism: Alexandromys fortis (reed vole)
Lineage: Eukaryota; Metazoa; Chordata; Mammalia; Rodentia; Cricetidae
Gene: Kcne4
Product: potassium voltage-gated channel subfamily E regulatory subunit 4
Exons: 2
Coding region: 356-868 (170 amino acids)
Biological process (GO): negative regulation of delayed rectifier potassium channel activity; potassium ion export across plasma membrane; ventricular cardiac muscle cell action potential
Cellular component (GO): membrane
Molecular function (GO): potassium channel regulator activity; voltage-gated potassium channel activity involved in ventricular cardiac muscle cell action potential repolarization; transmembrane transporter binding
Source: RefSeq, a predicted model, not a curated record
CUCCUCUUUUGCUCAUAGUUCUGGCCACCUGAAGCUUCUUGUUCUGAGCCGAGGCGGGAGGAGCAAGCAGCUCCUACUCCCCCCCCCUUCUCAUCCCAGCUGCAAAGUUCAGAGAGUUGAAGUGCAGUGCUUUGAGUUCACUGCUGGCUCCGCCACAGUCAACCUCUGUUGUAAAUUUUCCUCCCGGAACACGUGACGAUGCACUUCUUGACUAUAUAUCCCGAGGAUAGCAACGGGGCUGUCAGAGCGCGGAGCCUGACACAGAAGGAAAACGUUCCCGGAUUCAGCCUUGUAGGAGUUCCACACUUGGGACGAACUGUCAGCCUUUGAUCCCCGCUGUGUGAGUGGCAUUUCAAUGCUGAGGAUGGAGUCUCUGAACAGCACACACCCCAGCGCUGCAGCCUCCAGCAGUCCUCUCGAGUCCCGUGUGCCUAGUAACAGCAGUGGCAAUGGCAACGAAUACUUCUAUAUCCUGGUCGUUAUGUCCUUCUAUGGCAUUUUCUUGAUCGGAAUCAUGCUGGGCUACAUGAAAUCCAAGAGGCGGGAGAAGAAGUCCAGCCUCUUGCUGCUUUACAAAGACGAGGAAAGGCUGUGGGGGGAGGCUAUGAAACCGCUGCCCAUGAUGUCUGGCCUGAGGUCGACGCAGGUGCCCGUGAUGCUGAAUAUGCUGCAAGAGAGCGUGGCGCCUGCGCUGUCCUGCACCCUCUGCUCAAUGGAAGGGGACAGUGUGAGCUCUGAGUCCUCCUCUCCAGAUGUGCACCUCACUAUCCAGGAGGAAGGGGCUGAUGAUGAGUUGGAGGAGACCUCUGAGACACCUCUCCAUGAAAGCAGUGAAGGGUCUUCAGAAAACAUCCAUCAGAAUUCCUAGCACCCCCCAGGACCCUGGAGGUGGCUCCAUGAGCCACGCUUGACCGAGGAGAGAUAUUUACCAAGUGCCUGGUUUCACUUUUGCUCUGCAGCUGCCACUUUGAGCAGACUGUGGGCAAGCCCCCAAAAAGGGGGAGGGAGAGAGAAGGCUCAUCUGGAGUCCUCAAGGUUCCUGUGGUUCGGACCCACCACUGAAAAAGUCCCAGAGACACACAGCAUGACCAUUUACUCUGGGGUCUGGGUGUUGGGGGUCCCUGUUCAGCAUCUGGCUGUAUAAUGUGUUGUUAUUUUCACUGGAUGCCCUGGGUAACUUCUGCAGCAUCUGUCUGUGCCCGGGGCUGACAACUGCCCAGGGCAGGCUGAAGGACUACUUUUGAUUUGUUAAUUUGCCUAGAGCUUUGUUCUUCUAGAUCUAAUCGGCUGUAAGUAUCUUUAUUGUGUGCCUGUGGCACUUGGUCACAGAGAGUUCACACAUUUCUUUGGGAGGUCUUUUGGAUUAUGAAGGCGAAUACUUGACGGGCAAUUUGUGAUAUGGAGAAAGCUGGAGGUAGAACCCAGCUUGUUUGCACAAUGCAAGGAGAGAAAGCAAUGUGUACAUAUAUCCGCGUUAGCGGAGGGUAUAAGCUAUGACCUAUUUUGAGCUUUUGUCUCACCUGUGAGCUUGAACUCUGACUUGUGACUGUACAGCAUUGCAGGUGAGCAUGGCUUUCUUUGUCAGCGAGCUUCCUCAGAAUCAAGCCCGCAUUCAGGAUAGCUGUUCAGGGUGGCACUCCUGACCUUCACAGAUUGGGUAAUGGUAGGGUUAUAUGAGGCAAAAGCAUUGAUAGCUCUGCUAUGGUUCUUUUUCCCAGCCGAGUUUUCCGAAGCCAGAGAGGACAUGUGUGGGCCUCACAAUGUGGGUGUUUGUCACGUAGCUGAGACCUAGAAGUGCAUACUCAGGAGAGAUUGCACAGAGCUGAGGUCCAAACACUGUGUUUCCUGAACUGAGCUCUGACGCUCAUUUACUGUGUGGUCCUGGGCUUGUCAUCAUAAGGUUCAUUGCCUUCAUGAGGCUCCCGAGGCUGUGCAGCCCCAGGGGGCUGGGAGGACAUCUUUAGACUUUGUACUGUGUGAUAAAUCCUCCAAGGCCUGGUGUGAGGAAGUUUGGACCAAGUAUUUUCCCUUUGGCUGCUUAGUCUGCAGAAGGAUGUGUUGACUUAAAGGCGCAGUUGGAGACGAGAUAGUGUAACUGGGGAAUUUGGGGCUGAUCAGCCGCCAUCCCUACUGUAGCUUUCCCAGGACGGGACCAAAGAUGCAGACAGCUCAGUUUCCUCGGCAGAGUUCUGUAGAAGGGAGGAUGUUAAAGUUCCCAGCUGAGGGAAAGAGAAGGCUAAACGGAGCUUCACAGGGCCACUUGCCAGUGCUCCAUGUCAUCCUGUGGUCCAGAACUUGCAGAAGGUCUUUUGCCCACCGAAGACCUUCGAAAGGAAGCAGAAAAAAAAAAAAAAAAAACAAACCCAAAUGCCAAGCUUGACUCUAAUGAAAAACCUUUUUAAUUUUUAUUUAUCCUAGCUCUCCCUGGGUUGGGGACAAAGCAG